AUGGCGGACGGCUACUAUCUCCACAAGUUCAUCCGCCGCCUCGCUGGCUGGGCCGUAAUCUCUUUCUUCACCGAGGUCCAUGUCAUCGGCGGCGAGCAUGUCCCCAAGGAUGGCCCUAUCAUCGUAACCGCGACCCACCACAACAUGAUGCUCGACCCGGCCGUGCUUUCGAGCGCGUUCCCUUAUCAGCGCGUCCUCCACUAUUGGGCCAAAGCGUCCCUGUUCGCCCACCCGGCGGUGAAGGCCAUCCUCACCUCGGCCGGGAACAUCGCGGUCGACCGCAAGGCGGCGGACAAGCGCAAGCUCUUCCGCGGCACGUUCGAGGCCCUCGCCCACGGCGAGGCCGUCGCGCUCUUCCCGGAGGGCACCAGCUACACCGAGCCGCAGAUCAUGCAGGUCAAGGACGGCGCGGCGUGGGCCGCGCUCGAGUUCAUGAAGUGGGCGAGGGAGCAGCCCGGGCGUACGAGCGCGGGCGCGCAGAGCGUGGUGAUCGUCCCCGCCGCGAUCGUGUACACGAACAAGUCCAAGUACCGGAGCCAGGUCAUCUUGGAAUUUGGCCAGCCGCUCAAAGCCGAAGACUUCAUGGACCAGUUCAUGUCCGACGAAGAGGGUGCCCCACGGGCGACAGUGAAGCGUUUGACUGCGGCCAUCGAAAGGGAGCUCGUGCAAGCGACCAUUAACGCACCCGACUGGGACACAUUGUAUUCCGCUCGGAUGGCACGGGACCUUCUGUGGCCCGGAGACCGGUCCAUUAACUUGGACGAGUUCGUGCCCAUCUCGCAAACCCUCGUUGACCUCUUCUCGACACCUGACCUGGUUCCCAACAUCAACGCUAUCAAGCGCCAUCUGCUCACCUACUACUCCCUCCUGGAGUCGACGCACCUGACGAAUGCCACGCUGGCCUCACUGCCGCUCCCUGCCACCCUCGAUCCUCGACAGCCUGUGCCUCUUCCCAGCCGGCUGCUGACGCUGAGCAUCCUCGUGCGGGACUCCAUCGCCCUCGUCGUCCAUCUUCCCUUUGCGAUCCUUCCCCUUGUCCUGCACGCACCGGCGUACAUGAUGGCCCGGUAUGGAGCGCGCCUGGCCGAAGAGGAAGAGGAAACGCAGGCUCAAAUGAAGGUCGUCUUCGGCCUGCUCCUGCUGCUAAUCAUGUACCCGGUCGCCUUCUUCGUCGUCUGGGCGUUCCUCUGGUACUCCCCAAUCGGCGCGCUCAUCGCAGGCAGUUUCGUUUACGUCUUCGCCAUGUACCACAACCGCCUCAUCAACAACAGCUACGGCCGCGCGAAGCGCCUCGUCGCCGCCUGGCGCGUCCUCGUCGGCGUGUGGGCCCCGCGCCGGUGGGACGUCUCCCUCACCGCGCUCGCGCAGUACACCACGCCCCGGAUCCCGCCCGAGAACCCGUGGGUGGACCGGACGAAGGCCAAGGCCCGGCUCACGCCCUCCGCCUCCUCGACGUCGCUCUCCGCCUCCGCUGCCGCCGCCUCCACACCGUCCCCGUCGCUGACUGCCCCCUCUUCCCCCGCCCCCACCACCACCGCUACGAGCCCGAGCCCGGGCCCCGCACCGACGAAGCGCCGCCGCCCGCCCUCGCGCCGCCUCGUCCGGCACGUCCUCCACGCGCGCGUCGAGGCCGCCAAGGCGCUCGCCGCGCUCUUCGCGCAGCUCGCCCGCGCCCCCGCGGACGCCCGCGUGCGCGCCGCGCCGCACCUCGCGCGCGCGCACGGCGGCGGCGUCGUCGACGAGCCGCACGGGGACGGGGACGAGCCGCACGGGUGGCGGCACGCGCGCGAGGUGGUCGCGUUCCUGCGCGCGCGCGGCGCGCAGGUCCGCGCGCUCGAGAGCCCCGCCGAGGUCGACUGGGCGGCGGCGGCGGCGGUCGGCAGCGACGCGGAGGGAUGGGAGACCGAGACCGCCGGGCACUAG
This is a messenger RNA of Epithele typhae, 1923 nucleotides long. RefSeq names its product glycerol-3-phosphate-acyltransferase. Gene Ontology annotation, biological process: phospholipid biosynthetic process. Gene Ontology annotation, cellular component: endoplasmic reticulum membrane. The coding region runs from base 1 to 1923 and encodes 640 amino acids. Gene Ontology annotation, molecular function: glycerone-phosphate O-acyltransferase activity; glycerol-3-phosphate O-acyltransferase activity. NCBI's taxonomy places the organism in Eukaryota, Fungi, Basidiomycota, Agaricomycetes, Polyporales, Epitheliaceae. The transcript is spliced from 10 exons. The record is from RefSeq and is a predicted model, not a curated record.